AUGAAGGUGAAAGACAAGAAUAAGUACAUUGUUAUAGAAUUCAAUGAUGUACACAACCAUGACAUGACCACAGUUGAUAAAGUACAUCUAUUGAGAUCUCACCGUAACUUAACAGAGUCUACAAAGGCCUAUAGUGUAGAUAUGAGCAAAGUUAAUAUUCCAGUGCAUAAACAAUUAAGCCUUCUUGAGGUGCAAGUAGGGGGAUUGGAAAAUGUUGGGUUUGUUAAGAGAGAUGUCUAUAAUUAUCUAAGGGAUGUGCAUGGAGAGGUGAUUGGCCAUGAUGCAGAUCUGCUUAAGGAGCAUUUUAUGGCUAUGCAAGAAAAGAAUGAAUCCUUUUAUUUCAAGAUGGAGAUGCAAGGUCAAGACGAGCUUAUGGGUUUUUUUGGAGAUGUGGUGAUAUUUGAUACGACGUUCAACACGAACCGCUAUGGGAUGGUCUUUGCGCCUUUGUUAGGCAUUAAUAACCAUCGGCAGACAGUGUUGUUUGAUUGUGCAUUCCUAACUAGUAAAACCACAGAUUCAUUUGUAUGGUUGUUAGAGGAAUUCAAGAAAGCCGUGCCGAGUGAGCCAUCCAAAAUGAUCAUUACUUAUCACGAUGCAGCCAUGUCAAAGGCAAUUGCUGUAACUCUCCUGACAACAUUCCAUAGAUAUUGCAUAUGGCAUAUCUUGAAUAAGAUUACAGAGAAACUCGGCAUUGGAGAAUGUUUUUCGAAAAUGAACAAAUGCAUAUGGGGUAUGGACAAGAAAGAAGAAUUUGAUGCGAAAUGGGAGGAAAUCAUCACAAACAAUGGGCUGCAAGACCAUGCAUGGCUGAGCUCAAUUCAUGCUAUAUGGGAGAUUGGGUUCCAUCAUAUGUAA
Prunus armeniaca (apricot) is the source of this 858-nucleotide messenger RNA. The record is from the annotation of a GenBank genome assembly. NCBI's taxonomy places the organism in Eukaryota, Viridiplantae, Streptophyta, Magnoliopsida, Rosales, Rosaceae.